Cryptomeria japonica (Japanese cedar) is the source of this 1739-nucleotide messenger RNA. RefSeq names its product dynein axonemal assembly factor 10. The transcript has 18 exons. The record is from RefSeq and is a predicted model, not a curated record. Bases 422 to 1501 code for a protein of 359 amino acids. Gene Ontology annotation, molecular function: ubiquitin binding. NCBI's taxonomy places the organism in Eukaryota, Viridiplantae, Streptophyta, Pinopsida, Cupressales, Cupressaceae.
CAAACCAAGUGCAUCGGAUGUGUCGAGGCCUCAUAAUCAAACCCAAGACCAAUAGAAAUAGAUAGUUUUAUUCCAUACAACGGAAACACACGAUAUAAUUAUGGAAAAGGGUGGAAAAUGGCAAAAUACUCGGGCAAAAUUCAUUCAAACAGAAAAAGCAAUCAUCCCAACUCUUUAAAUUGGUCGUAUUCCCCUUUCUCGGAGUUCAGUCCAGAGAUUUCAGUUACUCUUUCGGUUCGCUCUUCAGGAUGCUAGAAUUUGAAGUAUUCAGGAUUAGUGAAGACAUGUCGAACCGGAAUGGGAAUUUGCAUCCUUAAUGAUCUUUGUGUCCUUGGCCAACGAACUUCAAUCUUAUCUUCUUGCUUGGGGUAGUACUGGCUUUUCAGGAGGGAAGUUCUUUGCAAGGCUGAGGACGUGAAGAAUGGUUGAUGCAAGUAAUAGACCUCAAAUUUUUCAACAUAUAUGUAAAUCUUUGACAACAACAGUUUAUGACACUCUAUGGGUUCCUAGCAGUGCUAGGUUUGUAGUCUUGGGUUCCACCGCUCGUUCAACAGGCUCUAUUCAGGUUUAUGAAUUGAGUGGUUCUGAGCUGAAUGAAGUUGCAAAGGUGGAGAAAUCGUGCAGUUUUAAGUGUGGAACUUUUGGUGCCUCCUCUCUGGUUGAGAGACAGCUGGCAACUGGUGAUUUCAAAGGAAAUCUUCACAUAUGGGAUUUGGAAAAAAUGGGCAUUCCUGUUUUUCAUGUAAAAGCUCAUGAAACAAUUAUAAAUGCUAUUGAUGGAUGUGGUGGCCUUGGAAUUGGUCAUGGGGCUCCUGAAAUUGUGACAGGUGGAAGGGAUGGACGUGUGUGUGUAUGGGAUCAGCGGCAAAAAGAUGAUCCAGUAGCUCUAUUUGAACCUGAAACCAGGGAUACGAACCGAGAUUGCUGGAGUGUUGCAUUUGGUAACUCAUACAAUGACGAGGAACGGUGUGUUAUGGCUGGCUAUGACAAUGGAGACAUAAAAUUGUUUGAUUUAAGAACUGGAAAGGUUCCAUGGGAGACAACACUCAAGAGUGGGGUAUGUGGCAUACAAUUUGAUCGCAAGGAUAUUGCGAUGAACAAGUGUGUGGCUACCACGUUGGAGUCACAGUUUCAUGUUUUCGACUUGCAAACUCAACAUCCAGAAUUGGGAAUCUUGAGUAUCACAGAGAAGAUGGCCAUUGGAACAACAAUAUGGGGAGUGAAGCAUCUCCCACAAAAUCGGGAGGUUUUUAUGGUUCUUGGAGGGGAUGGAUCCUUAUCCCUUUAUAAACAUUCCAACCCUAGCAAGCGUUCCCUCAAAAGUAUGGAAGGAAGACCAUAUGGGAUAACGGAUAAAGUAAAUCUUCUAUCUUCUCAGCCAUUGUCUACUCAGCCAGUUGCAUGCUUUGAUUGGAGUCCAGACAAAGAAGGGCUGGCAGUAUUCGGUUCUUUUGAUCAAUGUAUUAGAGUUGCUAUUGUGACAAAACUAAACAAGAUAUAAGUUACACAAUUGUAUAAUUGCAUUCACUAUUGUCACAUGAUAGGAUAUCCUUGGUGUUAUCAACUUCAAAUAUAAGCUUCAAAUCAUUUCCUGUAUAUUUUGUGGUAAUGUUGGCAGAUAGCUUUUCAGGUUUUGUUAUUAAGUUUCUAAUUUUGCAUUUAGUUGUAUUAAGAGAAAUCUUUCUCAUCUUUAUACUCGAUCUUUAUUAUAAUUACGGCAACAUGAGUAUUUGUCUUUA